Messenger RNA from Pyricularia oryzae 70-15, 1291 nucleotides. RefSeq lists its product as uncharacterized. The transcript is spliced from 2 exons. The record is from RefSeq and is a predicted model, not a curated record. Lineage: Eukaryota; Fungi; Ascomycota; Sordariomycetes; Magnaporthales; Pyriculariaceae. Bases 555 to 1076 code for a protein of 173 amino acids.
UAGCAUGGAGAAACCAUCGCAAACUAUUGUGCGUACGACGGCAAUACCAACCCCCUACCCACGCCACGGAGGCGUAGGGGUUGGUUGCACGUCGUCACGAUAUUGAGACACAAAUGUGCAGUUGUCACUCUUUUUGUGUUGAUUCGACAGCGAACCUGUCUGCAGCGAGGUUUGUUUUUGGUUUCUUUUAGCACGCCGGCCCGAAAGGAUCCAAUAACUGCCACUGGUGAUGGCGAGCCAUUUUUCCACCAUCUUUGCGGGAAAAGCAACCAAGUCAAUCCGGAUACGUAAGAAGAGAGGCUAAAGUUUGUUUGCUUCUUUUUUCGAAUUCCAUCUCCCCAUCUUGUUCUAGACUGUGUGUUUUGAUUCCUACAACUCGCGUAUAUAAUCGCCAAGCUGCAGCCUGUUGGAGGAACAUUGGGGCCUGUUUCUUCCAACAACAAACAAAGCAAACGGAAAUUCACAGUCUCUCAUUUACGGCCUUGUUCUCUUGCUUACUGUGAACAUCCGACCUUUCCAACUCUCGGCAAAGAAAACAAUACACAUUUCCAAAAAUGAAGACCACUCAGAUCCUCGCCGUUUUUGGCUUCGCCUCCGUGGCCCUUGCCCAGUCGUCUGUCUCGACGACCCAUAUUCCUGCCUGCAACACCGCCAUUGACCCAAGCUGCCACGCCACCAGCGCCCUCACAGGCACCUCCGCCAGCGCGAGCGCGACGGGCACGUCCGCCCAGACGUCCGCCAGCGGCAGCGCCAGCGGCUCCAAGACCGCAUCGGGCUCCUCCUCCGCCGCCACGGGCUCCACCAGCGCUGGAACCGGAACCGGCACCACGUUCCGCUCGCCCGGCCAGACCCCUGGUGCUGCCGCGCCCUCUGCCAACACCGGUGCCGCUGCCACCGCCACCGCCAUCGUCUCGGUGACCACCACGGCGCCUGCCAACACCCGCGGCGGUGCUGGUGCUGGCGGCGCCGCCGGCGGCCCGACCACCACCGUGACGCAGCCCGGCCACUCCAACGCUGGCGCACGCCUCGGUCUCGGCGUCGCUGCUGUGGUUGCUGGUGCUCUCUUUGUUCUGUAGAGUUUUGUGUUUUCCUUGGAAUCUUCUGAUGGGAUGAGCGGAAAAUACAAAAAAGGGGGGGCCUUGGGAGGGAUCUUAUGACUGUAUGCGAUAUACCUGAUUUGGGAAUUUAUAUGGAUAAAGGUGGGGGGAUGGGUUAUGCAGGUCUACGUUCGACAGACCACUUGUACAUUUUUUAAUAUCAAAUCAUGGCGUCAAUUACUAUGAACUUGACG